CAGAUGCAGUCCUCUGUUGCAGUUAGAAAUCUGUAUUAUCUAGAGAGUCUGAUAAACGUCGCACACAGUUUUGUAGAGUGUAUUGGGUGAGAAGGAGAAGAUUUUUCUUUGAAAAUGACGUCUCUGUUACGGAAUUGUCUGAAACUCUCUCGAAAUUUACCUGUCGCAACACCCAAAUGUUAUCCAAAAUUUCUUCCAUCGUUGAGAACCAAUACAACAGCCGAAAAGCCAGAAACGCAGCCGUCAAUACGUAAACCUAGCAAUGUGGAUGUAGAAAGUUUGAGGGAAUUUGGUCAAUACGUUGCUGAAUGCUUACCGAAAUAUGUACAGAAGUUACAAAUUAUGAGCCGUGAUGAGCUUGAGAUAUUAAUUGCUCCCGACGGUAUUGUUCCAGUAAUAUCGUUUUUGAGAUAUCAUCACAAUGCCCAAUUUUCUAAUUUGUCUGAUAUUACUGCAAUUGAUGUACCUAGUCGCAAAUAUAGAUUCGAGAUUGUCUAUAACAUUCUGUCAUUAAGACAUAAUUCACGCAUUAGGGUAAAAACAUACACAGAUGAAUUAACACCUAUAGAUUCAAUCGAAUGUGUACAUGAUUCUGCUAAUUGGUAUGAGCGGGAAGUAUGGGACAUGUAUGGUGUUAUUUUUUCAAAUAAUACAGAUCUUCGUAGAAUUCUUACAGACUAUGGAUUUGAAGGACAUCCAUUAAGAAAAGAUUUCCCACUCUCUGGUUAUGUAGAGGUACGCUAUGAUGAUGAAAAGAAAAGAGUAGUAUGUGAACCACUGGAAUUGACCCAGGAAUUCCGUAAAUUUGAAUUGUCUGCUCCUUGGGAACAAUUCCCCAAUUUCCGGCACGCUGAAGAAGAAACUAAUGCAGAACUACCUAAACAGGAACUGGAAAAGAAAUAAUUUAUCCCGCUAAUAGUAUAAAAAAAUAAACUCACUAAUUGUAAAUUUUACUCAUAGAAAUCAUAAAAACGUUGUGAAGGGGUUGCUUUACUAUCUACUUAGCAAUUAAAAACGAUAUUAUGGAGCCCCUUCAAUAAAAUAAAUACAAAUCACAAUUUA
Molecule: messenger RNA, 1062 nt
Organism: Megalopta genalis
Lineage: Eukaryota; Metazoa; Arthropoda; Insecta; Hymenoptera; Halictidae
Gene: ND-30
Product: NADH:ubiquinone oxidoreductase core subunit S3
Cellular component (GO): respiratory chain complex I
Molecular function (GO): NADH dehydrogenase (ubiquinone) activity
Source: RefSeq, a predicted model, not a curated record